Messenger RNA from Portunus trituberculatus (swimming crab), 1863 nucleotides. RefSeq names its product UDP-glycosyltransferase UGT5-like. The record is from RefSeq and is a predicted model, not a curated record. The coding region runs from base 129 to 1376 and encodes 415 amino acids. Gene Ontology annotation, molecular function: UDP-glycosyltransferase activity. The transcript is spliced from 9 exons. Lineage: Eukaryota; Metazoa; Arthropoda; Malacostraca; Decapoda; Portunidae.
GUAUGAAAUUUCGAGCAAGAAACUGAACAUCAGAGUUGGUAUUUAUACCAGACAUCCAGAUAUACAACAACUUACCAAAUCUUUUCAAUAGUGGUCCGCGCACAGCUGUAAGCUCCCUCUUGGAAUUAAUGAAAACGGCUUGCGUCAAGGCCUUAAGCUACGAGGAGGUGCAGAGUCUCAGAGAAGAGAAGUUCGACUUAAUCCUCAUGCACGUUGCUGGCAACGACUGCUUUUUGUCGUUUGUCCAUGAACUAAAGGUUCCAUUCAUCUUUGUGAACCCGAACAAAGCUGCAGGAGUGUAUGCCCCUGCCUCAGGAUCUCCAGCUUUCCCUUCCUUAGCCACUAGUUUCUUCAUUGACCUGGAAUAUCCACUCACAUUCACUGGGCGGAUGAUUAGUACUCUCUACGACAUCGUUUUGAUAGCUUACUACGACUGGUACAUAAAUAUGAGUCAAGAAUUGGAGUGUCGUGCCCGUCAGCUGUUUCCUAAAGACAUGCCCAGCUUGCAGCAACUCAGACUUAACAGCAGCCUCUUCAUCACCAACAGCGUGAAGACAAUGGAGAACCCAAUAUUGCCCUACACGCCUACAGUGGUACACGCUGGAGGUAUACAUUGUCGGCCUGCCAAAUCUCUCCCUCAGGAUCUGCAGCAAUGGAUCGCCGGCGCUGGAGACUCUGGAUUUAUUUUCUUCAGUCUGGGAAGUCUCGUCAAACCGUCCACCAUGAAAGAACAGUACAAAAAAGUGUUAGUGGAAGUGUUCGGGUCCCUAAACCAGCGAGUUCUGUGGAAGUGGGACGAGGACACCAUAGAAGGCCUUCCACCCAACGUGCGACUGUCCAGGUGGCUCCCACAACAAGAUAUUCUCGGUCAUCCACAGCUUCGACUUUUCAUAACACACGGAGGUCUGUUUAGCCUCCAGGAAGCCACCUAUCAUGGUGUGCCAGUGCUAGGUAUGCCAGUCUCCAUGGAACAAAAUGAAAAUAUGCGAAUGGUGGAGAUGGAGGGAUGGGGGCGUGUCCUUUACUGGGAGGAUCUCACUAAAGAUAACCUCCAUAACCGCAUCCUUCAGAUCAUGGACGAUUCUAUCGUGCAGGAGAAAGUGGAACACCGAAGCAAAAUAAUGCAUGACCAGCCAAUGUCGCCAGGCGACUGGGCUUCCUAUUGGGUAGACUAUGUUCUUCGACACCAAGGAGCAGUCCAUCUUCGAUCCCCUGCCGCCCAGAUCCCGUGGUACCAGCUGUACAAUGUGGACGUAUGGGCAGUAGUGGUGACGAUGACUCUGCUGACUCUAGCCCUAAUUUCUUGGGUUUUCUGUAGAGUCUUUUUAGCACUGGCUCGUUGUUGUCUUGGCUCAAGGAAGACUAAGAAGGAAUAAGCAAAUCUUCAUAACGCCACCUUUCUUGCUACAUGCAUGAUAAGACUAGAGAGGAACUGUUGUAUUCGGAAAUGCAUUGCUUUACAUUAUUAUGAAUUUCAGGUAUGUCCAAAUCAUAUUUCGAAAAUCUAACAGAAACCAUGACUUUCGUUAUCUUUCAAGCACAUGUUCGAAAAUUCUUGUCUGAUGUAUUGGUGGAGUCUGAAAAAUAAAUUAACUUUUUUGGUGGUAGUGCCAUUUUCCAGGUUUCUGUUUUGUUAAAAACUGUAACCUGUCAGGUGAAAAUCUGGGUUACUCACCUGUAUGUUAUGAGUAUCUGUUAAAUCAAGGGGAAUCAGCUCCUCCGUUAUCACGCAAAUGCUUUCCAUCUCUCUUCGAAACCUAAUUUGCUGCUUUUAAAGCAUGAAAUUAUACCUAAGUUUCACGGUUAAUGCUAAUGUCAGUUUGGUAUGUUAAAAUAAUAAUGAUAAUAAUAAUAAUAAUAAUA